AUGGCGACUGUUGUCCACGUUGUCAUGUUCAGAUUUCGGCCCGAGAUCACCCAAGAGCACAAAGACAUGUUUCAGCGAGAAUUGAAGAAGUUGAAGAACCUAUCCUGCGUCAAGGACAACCGGUUGCUAGUCGGCGGUCCGUCAGUGACCGACCCGAUCGCACGCAGUCAGGGCUUCCAUUAUUGCCUGGUCAGCUACCACCACAAUCUGAAGGCUUUGGAAGAGUAUCAGGCCAGCAAGGAACAUCAUGAUGUCACGAGCCGGCUCAUGUGGCCUUUCAUAGACGAUGUUUGCCGCUUCGACUUCGAAGUGUCGCCUGAGGACGAGUAUAUGGUUGGUACAAGUCUACGUGGGAUUGGAGAGGACAGUCAGGCCAACAGUGAGUCUGGGGGCUCGGAAGAUUCGGGCAGCACCUACGAAACCGUUACAGAGCAAGGCAUUUGA
Messenger RNA from Fonsecaea erecta, 444 nucleotides. RefSeq lists its product as hypothetical. Bases 1 to 444 code for a protein of 147 amino acids. The transcript is spliced from 3 exons. Lineage: Eukaryota; Fungi; Ascomycota; Eurotiomycetes; Chaetothyriales; Herpotrichiellaceae. The record is from RefSeq and is a predicted model, not a curated record.